Lipotes vexillifer (Yangtze River dolphin) is the source of this 809-nucleotide messenger RNA. It is a transcript of the gene BCL2L15, whose product is annotated as BCL2 like 15. The transcript is spliced from 4 exons. The record is from RefSeq and is a predicted model, not a curated record. Gene Ontology annotation, biological process: regulation of apoptotic process. Lineage: Eukaryota; Metazoa; Chordata; Mammalia; Artiodactyla; Lipotidae. Bases 205 to 696 code for a protein of 163 amino acids. Gene Ontology annotation, cellular component: cytosol; nucleus.
AGCUGUGUGUGGGUGAGCUCUUCAGAGAAGUCCCACCUUUCUGAGCAGCUGUUUUGAAGACAGGUGGUGGGAAAGGCUCCAGGACUCCAUGUCCCAUUAAGAAACUUUACAAGAGGGACACAUCUGGUUUACCAGUUUUUGACUUCCUUCUGAGCUGAAAACUUUGUUUUGUAGAAAAGCAAAACUUGGCCAUAAACACCUAAAAUGCGGAGCCCCCGAACCUUUGAGGAGCAAACGGAAUGCAUUGUAGACUCUCUACUCACAGACUUCUUAGGUCCCACUUGUCAGGUUGCUAACCGGACCCUACGUUGUGCAGACGAACCAGAUUCAGGAGAGGUCUGCUCUUUUGAUGUGGCCAUCAUUGCUGGUCGCCUUCGGAUGUUGGGUGACAAGUUCAAUGGAGAAUUGGAAGCUCCUGCCAAAAACAUCAUCGCAGAAACCAUUCAGGGACAGGCAGGAGCUGUACUUCAGGACACAGUUAAAUCUCUCAGCAAGGCCUGGUGUGCCCAGGAUUCCACCUUGGCUUAUGAGAGAGCCUUUCUGGCAGUGUCAGUGAAACUUCUUGAAUGUGUGGUCCGCAUGACUCCUGAGAUGGCAAGGCAGGUGGCUACGUCCAUGACAAAUAUGAUCAUUGGGAACACUGCCAUACGAGAGUAUAUCCAGGGCCAGGGAGGUUGGGAAAAUCUGGAGAGCUGAAGAAGAGGUGGAGCUGUUUUCCAGCCUGAAAAACUUUGAUCUUCUUUGACUGAUCGGGUGAUUGAUCUCUGGCAAUUAAAACAGAAACAACCAAAUCAAAACCUUCUUUCUCU